This is a messenger RNA of Bursaphelenchus xylophilus (pine wood nematode), 700 nucleotides long. NCBI's taxonomy places the organism in Eukaryota, Metazoa, Nematoda, Chromadorea, Rhabditida, Aphelenchoididae. The record is from the annotation of a GenBank genome assembly.
AUGAAUUUCACAGCAAACGUGCUUCAAAAAGGGGGUCGAGCACGUCCUCUCAAGCCUCGGAAGGUCUAUUAUUCGGAAGUUAUUCCAUUGGCCGGCAAAAAUGAAGUUACCGUGAAGAGACAGAAAGUUGCUGGUAAGUUGCUGUUUGGAUAUUGUUUCUUCUUGAAUUUUAGACGUUUUACAAGCUUCGUGGACUCACUUGGCACAGAAACGUGACUUUUUUUGUCUCAAGAAGCCUAAAAUAAUAUAAUUUUAGGUUCAUCUUGCACUCAGGAGCUUCAAGUUUUGUUCAGUUGUCUGAAGAAGUGGGAAUUCGAUAAUCUUCCUUGUCAAGGCUUCCAUGAGUCGUACAUGCGAUGUAUCGAUGAGUCUGAACGUCAGGCCGCCAUUAAUACCGAGGCCAUUAAGAAAGGAACUCUUGGAGAUGAUUCUGGCGGUCCAACUCUGACCGCUGCUCAGUUGAACAACCUUAUGAAGAUUUAUCCUCAACCUGAUCUCGGAAAGCGACCUUACCGGUGGGUUUUUAUAUUAUUUUCUUUGAUUUUUAGGUUAGGGCCUCAGGUGUCAAGUAUAAUAUGAAAUUUUUGUCGCCAUUGCAAAGUUGAUGGGAUUUUUUUGCAGAUUGAUGCAACGGCUACCCACCUACUCAUAUGCUGAUGAUAUUUUCAACAGAAAAAACAAGCCUGGCAAGAAAUCGUAA